Linum tenue is the source of this 1170-nucleotide messenger RNA. NCBI's taxonomy places the organism in Eukaryota, Viridiplantae, Streptophyta, Magnoliopsida, Malpighiales, Linaceae. The record is from the annotation of a GenBank genome assembly.
AUGGAACCCUCAACCUCCCGAUCCCGCACCGGCGGCGGCAGCGGGGGGCGGGAAGACUGCUGGAGCGAAGGCGCCACGGAGACGCUAAUCGAGGCGUGGGGUGAUCGCUACGUCAGCGUCAAAGGCGGAAAUCUCCGCCAGAAGGACUGGAAGGAAGUCGCCGAUGAAGUCAACUCGCGGCGCAGCGGCGGACCGAAGAAGACCGACAUCCAGUGCAAGAACCGAAUCGACACUUUGAAGAAGAAGUACAAGGUCGAGAAGGCCAAACCACCGCCGUCGAAGUGGCAGUUCUACCGCCGCCUCGAUUCCCUCAUCAGUUCCGCCACAACGGCCUCCGGCGCCGCCGGCAGUGUAACCCUAACUGUCAGACCCAAAUCCAAAUCCAAAUCGAAAUCCCAAUCUAAAUCACUUCUGCUUAAGGCUGCCGAAGAGCUGUCGGGCGGGUCGGAUUCAAGCUGGUCCGGCGGGGACGGCGAUGCAGGGUUCGACCAGAGGGCGGUGAAGAAGCAGCACCGGAUGGAGGACGUAGGAUGCUCCGAUGGAGCUGCCUGUAGGGAAUUGGCGAGGGCGAUUCUGAAAUUCGUGGAGAUAUACGAGAAAGUAGAAAGCUCGAAGCAAAUUCAGAUGGUGGAGCUGGAGAAGCAGAGGAUGGAAUUCACUAAGGAGCUUGAGUUUGAGAGGAUGAACAUGUUUAUGGCUGCACAAUUGGAGAUGGAAAAGAAGAAGUCACUGAAGAAGCGAGCCAAAGACGCUUCUGGGUCAGUGGAGACUAAAUUCCUGCAAACUGGAUGCUAUUUAAUUGGGAACAAGGGAGGAAUUUAGUACUAGAAUCACAUCUGCUGCUCUUGUCUAACCACACCUCUAGAGAAGGAAUCAUCGAACUCCUGUUGCUGCAAUCGAAGUCUGGGGUGGAGAAUGACAUGACUGCUCUUUGUAUCUUAUGGCUUUAAGUUCUAACAUCGAUUAACUCCUUUGUACAUGUGAUUAGGUUGUUUUCCGCUACCGGGUUUCUCUGCACUUGGUAUAAUCCAGAGAUGAUAAAAUCCCUCACUCUGUACCUUUUGUACUACUACGUCUACUACUACUGCAGCUGCUGUAGUUAAUGGCAUUCCUUUGCUUUCCCAUUCGGAGUGGGUCUGUAAUGUAGGUUGUUAUUGCAAUAAAGGCACC